CCUUGGCUGGCAUGAAGUUUAACCAAGCACCUCAUUGCCUACAUAGUUUAGACGACGAUACCCAAGAUUUGGGGUUUCUAAAGUUUCCAUCUGAUAAGAAAAGCCUCUUUCUCAACUGCCAUGGCUGAAGCAUCGAGUCCCUCGGCACCUGCAGCCUCAAACGCCUCCAAGAGGCUCAGGGAAGACGGCGAGGCUAUCAAGAGCCGACUUUUGGAUCAACACUUCCACAUCACCCGCUAUGUAGAUCCGUUGGUUCCACGAAAGACGUCAGACCCUCAAAACUGGCCAAGGGGUGUGACGCCCGAGAUGGAGCAGAAGUGGCUGGCUAUCAUUAAGGAGCAUCGUUCUACUAAGACUACCUAGGUAUGGGAUAUUAGAUACUUAGUAUGGUGGGCAUUUGGUGGGAAUUGGCGAGGCUUUCAUUUCACGAUGUAACGACAACGCAUAAAGGGCUGUAUUGUACUUGAUUAAACAGCUUUUCUUUACGACUGUAGCCGGCGAUAACAGGGAUGUUACUCAAUAUCUGUGUGCUUUACUCUCAUUUCGCUCUUGACGCCAUACGAUGGCUGGCAGCUCUAAUAGAACAAUAG
Molecule: messenger RNA, 590 nt
Organism: Trichoderma harzianum CBS 226.95
Lineage: Eukaryota; Fungi; Ascomycota; Sordariomycetes; Hypocreales; Hypocreaceae
Exons: 3
Coding region: 121-363 (80 amino acids)
Source: RefSeq, a predicted model, not a curated record